GAUCUUGUUCCCUGAGACAAAGGCUGGUGCAGAGGGCAUGUGAAUAAAUCAUGAGGGGCCCACAGCAGGCCAGCAGGCCAUAGCUGACCUCAUUCUGGAAGUGAGAGUAAGCAGCUGCGUGGUUGAGGAGACCCAGCUGGGACAGAAAAGGUACCACGCCUAUACCCAUGGCCCUACCCGAGGGCCCAGCAGAUGGCAGCCUCCCUGAAGGGGACUCCAGUCCAUCCACAGGCACCGCAGGACCCAGCCAAGACAUAGCCAGCCCUACUGCCCGCAGACGGGCCCUCCUCCGUGAGCUGGAAGCCCAGGUGCAGGCUGCCUACGGACAGAACCGAGAGCUGAGACCAGAAGAGAUCGAAGAACUGCAGGUCGCCUUCCAGGAGUUUGACCGAGACCGGGAUGGCUACAUUGGCUACCGGGAGCUGGGUGCCUGCAUGCGGACUCUGGGCUACAUGCCCACGGAGAUGGAACUCAUUGAGAUAUCACAGCAAAUCAGUGGUGGGAAGGUGGAUUUUGAAGAUUUUGUGGAGCUGAUGGGUCCCAAGCUGCUGGCAGAGACGGCAGACAUGAUUGGCGUGAGGGAGCUUCGAGACGCUUUCCGGGAGUUUGACACCAAUGGGGAUGGCUGCAUCAGCGUAGGGGAGCUCCGGGCAGCCCUCAAGGCUCUGUUGGGGGAACGCCUCAGCCAACGGGAAGUAGAUGAGAUACUCCAAGACAUUGACCUCAAUGGAGAUGGCCUGGUUGACUUUGAAGAAUUUGUUCGGAUGAUGUCUCGGUGAGCCUGUGUAGCAGCAGUGGAC
Messenger RNA from Rattus rattus (black rat), 800 nucleotides. It is a transcript of the gene Cabp2, whose product is annotated as calcium binding protein 2. Gene Ontology annotation, molecular function: calcium ion binding. The transcript has 7 exons. Bases 168 to 779 code for a protein of 203 amino acids. Lineage: Eukaryota; Metazoa; Chordata; Mammalia; Rodentia; Muridae. The record is from RefSeq and is a predicted model, not a curated record.